Messenger RNA from Parastagonospora nodorum SN15, 1104 nucleotides. RefSeq lists its product as hypothetical. Bases 1 to 1104 code for a protein of 367 amino acids. Gene Ontology annotation, cellular component: membrane. NCBI's taxonomy places the organism in Eukaryota, Fungi, Ascomycota, Dothideomycetes, Pleosporales, Phaeosphaeriaceae. The record is from RefSeq and is a predicted model, not a curated record. The transcript has 2 exons.
AUGCCCGACCCCCGCACCUUCCUCGACGCGGCGCUGCCGUUUGUGAAGACUCUUCCUGAGUGCGCCGACUUCAGCAAGACGGUCGAGCCGUUCCUUCCCCAGCUUUACGACCUGCCUUACAGAGUCGCUGCGCAUAUCACCGACCCACAGGGAUUGCAGGAGAUAUACCUUGCGACGAACCCGCUUAUCUCAUCGCUGGCUUUCGCCCUGUUCCUCUCGCCUAUCGUGUGGAUCCUAUCUGAGAUCAACAAGAACUACUCGCAGGUUGACCGUCUGUGGAGCAUCCUGCCCGCCUUCUACAAUGUCCACUUUGCACUCUGGGCAUACUUCAAUGACCUCCCAUCGGUCCGUCUGAAUCACGUCAUGGCCGUUUCUGUCCUCUGGAGCGCACGCUUGACCUUCAACUACUGGCGUAAAGGCGGAUACACAGUCGGAAGCGAGGAUUACCGGUGGCCAAUCGUCAAGGACUUUGUCGGGCCUACUGGGUUUUUCAUCUUUAACAUCGCAUUCAUUGCCUUGGGACAAAACAUUCUGCUCUGGCUAAUCAGCACCCCAACAUACGUUCUCCUUCUUAGCUCUCGUGUCGCUGGUGCCGAGCUGUCGUCAUGGGAUACGUUCUUCGGCCGCACAAUGCUUGUUUUUGUUGUGUUUGAAUGGUUCGCCGACCAACAACAAUGGAACUUCCACCAGGCCAAGGCCGCGUACAGCAAGACCGCCAAGGUCCCGUCUGAGUACAAAUACACCCGAGAACAACUUGACCGUGGCUUUAACACAUCUGGCCUCUGGGCAUGGUCGCGCCACCCCAACUUCUUGGCCGAGCAGGCCUUCUGGGUAUGCCUGUACCAGUGGUGCUGCUUGGAAAGCUGGACAUACUACAACUGGACUGGUGCCGGAGCGAUGAGCUACUUGAUCUUGUUCCAGGCUAGCACAUGGCUUACCGAGCUUCUCAGUGCUGGAAAGUACCCUGAGUACAAAGUCUACCAGUCGCGCGUCGGCAGAUUCUUUCCAAAGGCCAACACCAAAAACAUGGCAGCUCCACUCACCGCCAAGGAGAAGAAGAAAGUGCAGGAUGCCAAGGUCGGCAAGGGAUCGCUGAAGAAGUGA